Merops nubicus (carmine bee-eater) is the source of this 502-nucleotide messenger RNA. RefSeq names its product transforming acidic coiled-coil-containing protein 1-like. The transcript has 5 exons. The record is from RefSeq and is a predicted model, not a curated record. Gene Ontology annotation, cellular component: cytoplasm. Gene Ontology annotation, biological process: cell population proliferation; cerebral cortex development; mitotic spindle organization. Lineage: Eukaryota; Metazoa; Chordata; Aves; Coraciiformes; Meropidae. The annotation marks the transcript as partial.
GAAAAUCGUGGCUGAGUAUGAGAAGACCAUUGCCCAGAUGAUAGAGGAUGAGCAGAGGACAAACAUGACGUCUCAGAAGAACCUGCAGCAGCUCACCAUGGAAAAGGACCAGGCUCUGGCAGACCUAAACUCGGUGGAGAGGUCCCUGUCAGAUCUCUUCAGGAGAUAUGAAAACCUCAAGGGUGUCCUGGAAGGCUUUAAGAAGAAUGAAGAAGCUCUGAAGAAGUGUGCUCAAGAUUAUUUAACCCGGGUCAAGCAAGAAGAACAGCGGUAUCAGGCCCUGAAAGUCCACGCAGAAGAAAAGUUAGACAAAGCCAACGAGGAGAUCGCCCAGGUGCGUGCCAAGGCCAAGGCGGAGAGCGCGGCGCUGCACGCGGGGCUGCGCAAGGAGCAGAUGAAGGUGGAGUCCCUGGAGAGAGCCCUGCAGCAGAAGAACCAGGAGAUUGAGGAGCUGACCAAGAUCUGCGACGAGCUGAUAGCGAAGCUGGGGAAGUCAGACUGA